Messenger RNA from Rhineura floridana, 5893 nucleotides. Its product is annotated as zinc finger protein 501-like. Gene Ontology annotation, biological process: regulation of DNA-templated transcription. Bases 3028 to 4368 code for a protein of 446 amino acids. The record is from RefSeq and is a predicted model, not a curated record. NCBI's taxonomy places the organism in Eukaryota, Metazoa, Chordata, Lepidosauria, Squamata, Rhineuridae. The transcript is spliced from 6 exons.
GUCAGAGGAGACAUGAUAGAAGUGUAUAAAAUUAUGCAUGGCAUUGAGAAAGUGGAUAGAGAAAAGUUCUUCUCCCUCUCUCAUAAUACUGGAACUCGUGGACAUUCAAAGAAGCUGAAUGUUGGAAGAUUCAGGACAGACAAAAGGAAGUACUUCUUUACUCAGCGCAUAGUUAAACUAUGGAAUUUGCUCCCACAAGAUGCAGUAAUGGCCACCAGCUUCUAAAAGAAGAUUAGACAAAUUCAUGGAGGACAGGGCUAUCAAUGGCUACUAGCCGUGAUGGCUGUGCUCUGCCACCCUAGUCAGAGGCCGCAUGCUUCUGAAAACCAGUUGCCGGAAGCCUCAGGAGGGGAGAGUGUUCUUGCACUCGGGUCCUGCUUGCGGGCUUCCCCCAGGCACCUGGUUGGCCACUGUGAGAACAGGAUGCUGGACUAGAUGGGCCACUGGCCUUAUCCAGCAGGCUCUUCUUAUGUUCUUAUGUAACCGGUUGCAUCCAAAGAUGCAUCUCCGCUCCUUAACUGGGAUGCCCAGGUAUCUCCCAUCCAGAUAGGCCGAGGGCAUCAGUUGGAACCUGAGUUCCGUGAACGCCCUGCGCAGGUGGGCUUGCGUCAGGACUUCAAAAUAAAAGGGUCUAGCGUGAUUGAGUUUGACUAGGGGGAACCAGGUGGAGAAAGGGGCUACUGCAAUUACUGCCCGAUCCUGACUCGCGUCGUGAUUGAAGACCCAGUUUCUGAGCGCGUGCAGGCUGAGGCUCAGAUAUUUCCCCAUGGAGAGAUUUUAGGUGUCUAGUUUUGCUUGGAUCAUGUGUGCCCAUCCCCUAGUCUUAUGUUGCUCCGUCCAACAAAGUACGGGUAAGGAGCAUUCAUCCAACCUAAGUAGUUUCCGCCAGAAUCUGAAAUGUGCUAGGUCUAUUCUUGCUGUGAGGGAGGGGAAUCCAAGCUCCGCUCUCGGAUGGGCUGCCGGGACCCCCUGAGGCAAACCCAAGAUCUGCCGUAAGAACUUGUUUUGGAGGACUUCCACUGCCUGCUUCACCGACUCCCCCCACAGUUCGGCCCCAUAAAGGAUUUGGGGUAGGAUUUUUGCCACGUAGACUUUAAGCACGGGGUUAAUUAGUUGCCCACCUUGGGUAUAAAAGAAACGUCUAAUGUGGCCGAUUGACCUGGAGCAAGAGAGUUUAGUUGCCACCAGGUGGUGUUUCCAUGAGAGUUUCUCGCUGAAAUGCACACCCAGGUAUUUGAAUGAGUGCGCCUGCUCUAAUUUGUGCCCAUUCAGAGACCAGGUCGACUUGGGGCUCUUCUUGCCAAAGAUCAUAAUCUUAGAUUUGGAAUGGUUAAUGGUCAGGUGAUGAGCAUCCUUUUUAGACCGAUUUUAUUCAGAGAGAGUAAAACCAGAUCGUCGGCAUAAAGCAGGGACGAGAUCUUACAAUUCCCAGCCAAUGGUGGGAAAAAGGAAGGGGAAGCCAACUCUGGAAUAAUGUCAUUGAGAAAAAGCAACUAAUUUGAAAUGUGGUGUUGGAGGAGAGCUUUGUGCAUACCAUGGACUGUGAAAAAGACAAAUAAUUGGGUGUCAGAACAAAUUAAACCAGAACUGUCACUAGAAGCUAAAAUGAUGAAACUAAGAUUACCAUACUUUGGACGCAUCAUGAGAAGACAUGAUUCACUAGAAAAGACAAUAAUGCUGGGAAAAACAGAAGGGAGUAGAAAAAGAAGAAGGCCAAACAAGAGAUGGAUUGAUUCCAUAAAGGAAGCCACAGACCCGAACGUACAAGAUCUGAACAGGGUGGUUCAGGACAGAUGCUCUUGGAGGUCACUGAUUCAUAGGGUUGCCAUAAGUCAUGAUCGACUUGAAGGCACGUAACAACAACAGCAACCCCAUCCAAAGCAGGCAACUGACCAAUUAUCUGAACUCGGGAACCACCAACCCACAGCGCCUCUGUCUUGCUAGGAUUCAAACUCAGUUUAUUGGCCCUCAUCCAGCCCACCACAGAGUCCAAGCAGCAGUCCAGGGCUUGCACGGCCUCUCCUGAUUCAGAUGUUACAGAGAAAUAGAGCCAGGUAUCUUCAGCGUACUGCUGACACCUCACCCCAAAUCUCCAGACGACCCCGAGAGGCCAAACCUCCAGGGAGGGGCCAUAGCUCAGUGGGUAGAGCAGCUGCUUUGCAUGCAGAAGGUCCCACGUUCAGUCCCCAAAGGCAUCUCCAGGUAGGCCUGGGACUGGGAGACUCCUUGUCUGAAACAGAGAGCUGCUGCCAGUCAGUGCAGCCAGCACUGAGCUAGAUGGGCCCCAUGCUCUGACUCAGUACAGGGCAAGAUCUCCGUGCCUUCCUCUGUUCUGCGCAAUAUCUCUUUCCUCCUUGACUCCUGCUUUGAGAGACCAUCAGGCGGCUUGACUUCGUGAGGGUUAAAAUAUACAAUAUGAGAUUCCUAGAGAGGAGGAGGAGGUGCGGGAGCCUUCAAAGAAAAUGCAGCUCCUCUCCCUCUGGCGUCACUUUCUGCCUGGAUCUUCCAUUGGAGGAAAGGGGCUCCCUGGUGAAGCGCGUAGUUUGAUCCGCCAUUAAACACCAGCAGAAGGAGAAGAAAAAGCAGCGCGGCAGCGUCGUUGGGCAUUCUGUGGUCUGAAUAAGUGGACCUGCUCCUUUUGAACACGGCCUGAAAAGGCAGAAAAUAUUUCCCAGAAGCAGAGAAGGGAUGAGGACCCUGUGAAAGACCAAGAGAUCAAAUAUGGAACAGCAAGACCCAGCUACCCCUGAAGCAGGACUUGGCCCUGUUGCCAUCAAGACUGAGACCCAUGUGGAGGAAUUCUUCCGGGACAAUGUGCAGAAGAUCUUGGGGGAGAACCCUCUCAGCUCAGAUGUGCAGUGCCAGCAGUUGCGGCGCUUCCGCUAACAGGAGGCUGAGGGCCCCCGAGAGGCUUGCAGCCGACUCCACCUUCUUUGCCGUGAGUGGCUGAAGCCCGAGCAACACACAAAGAACCAGAUCCUGGACCUGGUGAUCCUGGAGCAGUUCCUGGCUGUCCUGCCCCCAGAGAUGGAGAGCUUGGUGAGGGAAUGUGGAGCUAAGACCAGUUGCCAGGCAGAAAGUCUCCUGCUGAACAUGGCAGAGGACGAGAAGCAGGCAGAGCAGAAGGAAAAGUCUCUUUAUGCAGAAAUAGGAACUGAUUUCUCUGAGGAAGGGAGGACUCCAUUGGACAUCAGGCAGAGGCUGCUGGGUGAUGGAAUUAUGUCAGCAAGACCUAGUAAACCAUUUCCCCUUUCUGGUGGAGGAGAAGCUGUUGCUAUCGCCCCAGAUCAGGAUCCAGUGUCUUUGGAGGAUGUGGCUGUGCAUUUCACGGAAGAGGAGUGGGCUUUGCUGAAUCCUGACCAGAGAGCUCUGCAUAGCAAAGUCAUGGAGGACAUUCGUUCGACUCUGUCCUGUCUUGAAGGUGACGAGUGGAAAGCCAAGAAGAAGGGAGACCUUUGUGGGAAAGAGAUACAGGAAAGAGGCAGAUCUGAAAACAGGGAAGAGCAGAGGAGGAAACUUGAAGCAGAAGAGAAAAGCAGGAAUAAAUCUUGUGCUUCUUGGGGCAGUGGCUAUGAUAAAACGUCCAUGCAAAAAAAAAUAGAUAACCGAAGCAAAAGAAGUAAAUAUUUUGGUUGUUGGAAAACUCUCAGUUCUAACAGAAAAUGCAAAGUCCACUACAAAUACCAGAAAUGGAAGAAACCAAAUAAAUGCCUGGAAGGUGGAAAAGGUUUCAGUAGAAAUCGUUCUCUCACUUGGCAUCAAAGAAUUCAAACUAGGGAGAAACCAUAUAAGUGCUUCGAAUGUGGAAAGAGCUUCAGCUGGAAAUACCAACUGACUUCCCAUCAAAGAAUUCACACCGGGGAGAAACUGUAUAAAUGCUUAGAAUGUGAAAAGAGCUUCAGCAGAAAAGCCCAUCUCACUGCCCAUCAAAGUAUUCACACUGGGGAGAAACCAUAUAAGUGCUUAGAAUGUGCAAAGAGCUUCAGCAGGAAAGACAAACUCACUGCCCAUCAAAGAAUUCACACUGGGAAGAAACCUUAUAAAUGCCUGGAGUGUGGAAAGAGCUUCAAUAAAAAUUCAUCUCUUACUUCCCAUCAAAGAAUUCACACUGGGGAGAAACCAUAUGGAUGCCUGGAGUGUGGAAAGAGCUUCAAUAAAAAUUCCUCUCUCACUUCCCAUCAAAGAAUUCACACUGGGAAGAAACCUUAUAAAUGCCUGGAGUGUGGAAAGAGCUUCAAUAAAAAUUCCUCUCUCACUUCCCAUCAAAGAAUUCACACUGGGGAGAAACCUUAUAAAUGCCUGGAGUGUGGAAAGAGCUUCAGUAGGAAUUCCUCUCUCAGUACCCAUCAAAGAAUUCACACUGGGUAGAAACCAUAGAACUGUUUAGAAUAUGGAAAGAGCUUCAGCUGGAAAAUCCAACUCACUUCCAUCAAAUUAUUCACACUGGGGAGAUGCCAUAUGAAUGCCUGGAAUGUGGAAAGGGCUUCAGUAGAAAUUCCUGUCUCACUUUGCAUCAAAGAAUUCGCACUGGGCAGAAACCACAGAACCGCUUGGAAUUUGGAAGGAGCUUCAGAAGGAGCACAACUCUCUAUUGUCAUGAAAGAAUUCAGAAAGGGGAAACUCAUAUUAUGAGUGUAGUACAGGGGGCUGCCAAACCCUUCAUGUGGGUGUUUUGGAGGCCUUUAAAAUGUAAAAGAUUGUAGAGGCAAUGAACCCUCAGGUGGGAAAAAAGUUACAGUGCUUUAUUUGAAAGAUUUAGUGGUUUCUGGCAGGCAGGCGAUAGACAGAUAAAGCUGCAAAUGAAUCUUACAUCUCCUUUCUGUCGGGAGCCCUGGACAAGCAAUGGCAGAGAGAUCCACAGCUGGCCCCUACGCAACACCCCCAAAUAGUUCCCAUGAAGCUUUGGGGAAAGGUCUGCCAUUUAAAGUGGAAUAGAUGCAGAAUAACACUGCUGUGUGGAUAGGCUGUAUAAUCUUUGAAGGGGUUGUGGUGUGAUUAUUAUGAAGGGACCUUGCAGUGCUGAAUUUGCCACUCCACUGCUGCCCCCAACUCUGCCAUCUCAGUUGCCAGUGACCAUCCCAGAGAGCAUGAGAGUGUGGCGGGACUCAAUCUUGGGCCUUUCUGAGCUCUUCCUACAAGUGACUGGCCUGCCUUGCAGCUUGCUUGCCUUGCACAACUCUCAAGGGAGUCAGGCAGCAGCAGCAGGAGGAGGCAAUUCGUGAACCUGCCAUGCAGCUUAGUCUUCACUCUGCACCUGCUCCUGGGGUUUACCAGACCCUUCAAGGGAUUCCUCCUCUUGCUGCUGAAUAAGCAGGGCAGUAGCAGCAGAAGGAAUCUUGGAGCGCCCAGAGUCGUGGAGUGAGAAUGAAGUGCCAGGCAAGCCAGGUCCGGGCAGGUGGUGCUCUGAAGGGCUUCUUUGACCCUGAGCCUGACCUUGUCGUCUCAGCUGCUAACCCAACCUUCCACUCCAGAGAGGGUGAGAGUGGUCCCACCAGAGCUGCUUACAUAUGUGUGGAUGCACGCAGUCCAAAAAUUGCUUGUUGGGUAAUGUGUGGAUGUACACAUCACAUGAGUUGAGUGAGCUCAUGGCUUUUAGGAAUUCCUCAGCAUGCCUGUCUGCCUGCCCGCUGUGCUCUCUCUGUGCACAUCCAGCAUGAGGUCUCGAAGAUCAAGGAAGUGCACAUAGCUCUGCUCAAAAUAGGAUCUUAGUAGGCAAGCACAUUAAGGUAGAGGUUAGGCUGAGAGUUGGUUCAGUCAAGCUGCACAAGUGUGUUUAGCUGCUCUAUCAUUUUAAUGUUAUUUUAAUGUUUACAUGUUUGAUAAUUACAUGAUGAUGGAUUUUGAUCUGUGUAUAACCGUUGUAAAACAUUGUGUGAGGGCAGAAACUCUGAAA